This is a messenger RNA of Oncorhynchus gorbuscha (pink salmon), 3278 nucleotides long. RefSeq names its product F-box only protein 21-like. Lineage: Eukaryota; Metazoa; Chordata; Actinopteri; Salmoniformes; Salmonidae. Gene Ontology annotation, molecular function: protein binding; DNA binding. The transcript has 13 exons. The record is from RefSeq and is a predicted model, not a curated record. The coding region runs from base 30 to 2000 and encodes 656 amino acids.
CAAUGAGGUAACCGGAGUAAACAGUAAAGAUGGCGACAUCUGGAGCAGGAGGAGAGGGGUACUCCGGCCUGAACGGGAUCGUUUCCGAGACAGAACACAAAAUAAUGACAGACCUACCGGCCGAGUUACUCGAGUACAUCUUAUGCUUCCCUGUCCUCAAGCAUGUCGACAUUUGCAACGUUUCCUGCAGCUGCAAGCGGUUACACGACGUUUGCCACGGCAGGGGGAAGGUCUGGGGACACCAGUACAAACUCAGAUGGCCAAGAUUGCAGAAGCAUUACCGGCAGAAUGAGUGUUGCGAUUGGCUGAAAGAAUACAGAACGCGACACACUGUUGGUCUACAAAUACGACGAACUGUUGUAUCCAUCUCAAAGAGAUUCUUCACGGAAGUUCCUUGCGUUGGCCAGGUGUUGGGGGACAGCUUUGCUGAGAUUGAGUCCCUCGGGGCCCCUGAGCACUUCUGUGAAGACGAGCUGCUUUCCAUACUGAACUCAGAUAGGAGGAAAAGCCUGACACUGAAGUACUAUGCAAAGAAAAUCCUUUAUUUCCUUCGCCAGCAGAACAUUCUGAGGAGUUUAAAGAUGUUUCUGGAGCAGCCUGCAGAGCAGCAGUCAGCACUAGAGGGAGCUGUGCUGGUGGACCAGUAUUGUAACCCUCUGGCAGAUGUGUCGUUGGACGGUAUAUCCUCCCAGCUGGAGGAGAUCACUGACAAGGUCAAGAAGAUGCUGCGGAUGAAGAAUUCCUCUCAUCCAAGCCUGAGGGUCACACAAGGUGACUGCUUUGCUGUGGAGGACUUUGAGCUCGAGAGGCAGGUGGUGGUUGCCCUCAAUGCUGUUUUGUACGAGCAGCUUCAGUACAAGGGAAACGAAUGUGAUUACUACAAUCCUCUCAACUCUUACAUACACCAGGUGUUGCUCCGCCGGACAGGCAUUCCCAUCAGCCUGUCUGUCCUGUACAUGACCCUGGCCAGGAAACUGGGGGUUCAGCUGGAGCCCGUAAACUUCCCCAAUCACUUCCUGCUUCGCUGGUGCCAGCAUCAAAGAGGGAGUGGGGACAUCUAUGACUUUGUGUACAUUGACGCUUUCGGUAAAGGCAAGCAGCUGACUGCUAAGGAGUGUGAGUACCUCAUCGGUCACCAGGUGACUGCAGACUACUACAGUGCCAUCAGUACCACAGAAGUGCUGCUAAGGAUGGUGGGGAAUCUGCUCAACAUCGGCAAGCGAGGGAUCUCAUCCUUGAGGGAAGGCAAUGAAAAAUCCUACCAGCUGCUGAGAGACUCUCUGGAUCUCUACCUCACCAUCAACCCAGACAACGUUCAAUACCUUCUACUACAGGCCAGACUCUACUUCCACCUGGGCAUCUGGCCUGAGAAGGUCCUAGACAUCCUGCAGCACAUCCAGGCGUUGGACCCGUCCCAGCAUGGGGCGGUAGGCUAUCUGGUGCAGCACACCCUGGAGCACAUCCAGCACAAGAAGCACCCAGUGGAGCCAGAGGUGAAGAGACGCAGCGCCUCCGAGCACGUAGAAGUGCAGUACAGCGUAGGCCUGAUCAUGAAACACAAGAGGUCUGGCUACAACUGUGUGAUCUAUGGCUGGGACCCCAAGUGCACCAUGAGCCAGGAGUGGAUCACCACAAUGAGGGUCCACCAGCUGUCCAGCGGGGCCAACCAGCCAUUCUACAACGUCUUAGUGCAGGACGGUACCUGUCGAUACGCUGCCCAGGAAAACCUGGAGCCUCAUUCCGCUCCUCUGGAGAUCGCCCAUCCGGAGGUGGGCCGCUAUUUCUCAGAGUUCCAUGACAGCCACUACGUUGCCAACGAGGAGUUGCAGACACGCUACCCAGAGGACAUGGCAGAGACCCUGGGCACUGUACGGGACCUCUACCACAGACUGACUCCCUCCUCAGGGCAGGCCUCAGAGCAACAGGAGAGCCCUAAAGGCACCGGGUGCUCCUCCCAGGACCAGAAGAGCCAGGAGAACCAGGAAGCUAUGCCCAUGUAGCUUAGCGUCCACUACUUCUCUGCCCUUUCCAAAACAACCCCUAGCCCGUACCACCUAGGCAUCUGUGUAGAUCUGAAAGGAUUGGAUGGGUAUAAACAAUGUCAGAAUUACAACUAGCCUAUCAUAGGGCAUAGUGGAGCUACUACUAGACCCUUCAGCAGGGAUUGAUUCGGCCGCGAGCGGAUUUCUUUUCUUUUUUUUCUUGAGGAGCUGGAACAUAAUUACAAAUCAUUUGUAAACUGCAAAUUGACCACAAGAAGCCCAACAGAUAUAAUAUUUGACUAAAACAUAAUUUCAAACCCUUUCUUACAUUUGUAUACGAUCAUAUGUUUGGGAAUACUUGAACUUAUUUCCCAAAUUAAUAUAACUUGGAGCUGAUUUCCUGGUGUUUUUACAGUUUUGUAUGUCCAACAAUGAAAAUGCAAAAAAAGAUACAGAAAUAUAUAUUUGGUUGCUCAGGUUUUAAUUGGGGGGGCAAAUAAAGCCUACUGUGGGCCAAAUUCAGCCCAUGGGCCACCAGUUGGGGAACCCUGGGCUAGGGGUUGUUUCUAGAUUUUAAGCCCCCUCUCUUCCCCAUCCAAUUCCUUUACUUGACAACGUCCUGUCCAGAACCAUCAGGGCCCCUGUUCACAAACAAUCUCAGAGUAGGUAGUGCUGAUCUCAGAUCAGGUCAUAGCUGUCAGUAUAAUCGUAUUCACUAUGAUCUAAAAUGCUAAACUGAUCCUAGAUCAUCACUCCUAGUCUAAAGCGAUUUAUGAAUGAGUGCCCUGGAAUGCUUCAGUACCUGGAUCAUGUGCUGUACCACCGAUUGCCAACCAACGCCAGUAAAAGCCAAAACCCCUUCUCUCCACCUUCAUCCACCUUCAAGAAGAUUUACCAAGCUUGUCUCCUUUACUCUCGCUCUCAAUCUACUUUCUUCACCUUCCGUCAAGUUCUUCCCAGACCAUCACCCUCUCUCUUUUACCUCCACAUGAAACACUAUCAAAAUGAACGUUACAGUAUGAAGCAAUGUGAAAAUUAACAUUUCUGUUACAAUAUCUCUUUCCAUCUUACAUUAUAAUAAUGAUUCAUGCACUUACGAAAGGAUGACUUUCGAAUUUCAAGAACAUGUUAUACUUUUUUUUUUCUUUUCUGUACAUUUCCAAGUAAAACAUUGUAGGACUUAAGGGCUCACAGAUGAGCUGUGUAAAAAGAAAACCACUAGGACUACAAUGACUUGAAACAGUAGAGUGGUGAGACUGGAUGAAAUGAAAGGAAAAAAUAAAAUGUUUCAAGGUU